Messenger RNA from Chaetura pelagica (chimney swift), 1509 nucleotides. RefSeq names its product F-box and WD repeat domain containing 8 (gene FBXW8). Bases 1 to 1509 code for a protein of 502 amino acids. The transcript has 11 exons. Gene Ontology annotation, molecular function: protein binding. Gene Ontology annotation, biological process: protein ubiquitination; cilium assembly. Lineage: Eukaryota; Metazoa; Chordata; Aves; Apodiformes; Apodidae. Gene Ontology annotation, cellular component: ciliary basal body; centriole; Cul7-RING ubiquitin ligase complex. The record is from RefSeq and is a predicted model, not a curated record.
AUGUCUUUUCUUACUACUAUGAAUGAAAUAAAUGAAGUUCCUUUCUUUGAUAUCCAGCUGCCUUAUGAACUGGCACUGAAGAUAUUUCAGUACCUGAGCAAGACUGAAUUGGGAAGGUGUGCUCAAGUCAGCAGGACAUGGAAGGUGCUUGCAGAAGAUGAGGUGCUGUGGUACCGGCUGUGCCAACGGGAAGGAUACCUACUGGAUACCAGCAUCUCGGGUCACUCCUGCUGGAAGCUGGCCCUCAAGGACUGCCGUGCCAGGGAGCACACUUUGAAAACCAACUGGAAGAACCGCGUGGGUGCCGUGAGCCAGCUGCGGUAUGAGCUGGGCAAAGUCCUCUCCGAUGUGCAUUCCUGUGAUGGAGUUGUUAUUGCUGGAUACACAUCAGGAGAAGUGAGGCUGUGGGACACUCGCACCUGGGACUACACAGCCCCCAUCCUGGAACCAGUGCACGGUCCUGGUGAUGCUGGACCUCAGCCACAUGUCUCCUUUGUGAGGAUAAACAGCUCUCUGGCUGUAGCAGCUUAUGAGGAUGGAUCCAUCAGUGUGUGGAGCCUGAUGUUUGGGAGGGAGCCAAUCCAUCAUUACCAGCACAACCAGAGGAUCCAGGCCUUGGCUCUUGCUUCCGAGGGCGCGAUGGUAGCAACGGCGUCUGGCUUCGAGGUCAAGGUGGAAAGCCCUGAUGACAGAGGAUUCUGGCAAACUACAGGAACAUUUGAAAUCCAGAAAUUGGUCAACUUCCUUAAUCUGGUUCCAGAUGUUAUGGGGAGCCCAGUGACAGUAGCAGCUGCAGAAGACAUUGUCUAUCUCCUGAAAGCAGAAGAUCCUGGCAAAGUCCUCCAUUCUGUCUAUGGUCAGCCUGUCACAUGUCUUGAUGUGUCUGCUCACGAAGCAGCCUUUGGAGUCAAAACCUUUGGCUGGUUAUUGAAUGAGCCCAACCAGAUUCUUCUUUACAACCUGGAAACAAGUCAGUGUCUGAAGAAGAUGGGCAACUCCAUAGGUGACUUUACGUGUGUCAACCUCCAGAACAGCCCUCCAAACAUGCUUGUGGCAGGCAACAAAGACAGAAGGGUCCGAGUGUUCGACCUCCGCCAGAGAGAAUCCCUGUGCUCCCUCUAUGCCCACCAGUUAGGAGUGUCUGCAGUCCAGAUGGAUGACUGGAAGAUUGUCAGUGGAGGAGAAGAGGGCUUGGUGUGUGUGUGGGACCAACGGAUGGGCACCAAACUCUGGGAGAUGCACUCCAGACAUCCCGUCCGUCACCUGUGGUUUAAUUCUCACAGUCUUAUCACUGCAAAUGUCCCUGAGGAGAAGAGUCCCCGAGGUGCCACCAUCCUGGACGAUGACCUCGCCGUGCACCGCAAGUAUCGAGGAGUGAUUUACGCCUACGAGUUCUCGGUGGAGCAGCUGCCCCUGGAGAGCGUCCUCCCCAUCUGCCGCUCCUCCUACGACGAGCUGACUGGUUACAACUACAACAUUGGCCUUGCAGUUCCCUAUGACAGCAUCUAG